UAAGUUGUAAACAAAAAACAUAUGACAUUCGGUGUAGCCAGAUGUUGUGAAACUUGAAUUGCUUGAAAUCGUAAAAGCAGUUCUGUAGCAGCCAGCCUUUAACAGUUAACUGGCACAACACUGCAAUGUUAAGUCUUAACAUUUUUGAACGAGAAUUAAGCAACGACAGCAGCUUACAAUGAAUAAUAGAUUUGUUCGGGUUUGGGAGCCAUCGCAACCUGAAGCAAUUGAAAGGAGACCAUCCGUGUCCCAUGAAAACCUUCGAAUAUUUGAUAAAUCCUGCUGGGACAUCUCACAAAGUGCCACAAAUAAGAUCCUGACGGGCAACAAAGCCCUGGACACUCAUUUUGGAGGUGGAAUAUCCUUGGGUCACCUGGUCGAACUGAUUGGCAAUUCGGGCACUGGAAAAACGCAAAUGUGCUUGCAACUUUGCCUAAAUGUACAAAUUCCCAAGGCAGCUGGCGGAUUGGAGGGCAGUGCAUUAUUUAUAGACACCAGGCAGGAUUUCCAUCCUGACAGAUUAAUGGGCCUAGCUCUGAAACUGGAGAGGCAGUAUGCACAUAGAGUUCCAGAAUUUAAGGCUCACAAAAUGCUGCAGAAAAUCCAUUAUGUGAGGUGCCCCAAACUGGAUCAAUUAAUGGCCACUGUACUUAGUUGCCACAGGCAUCUCGUCGAUCAUCCAGAUAUUAAGCUGAUUGUAAUCGACUCCCUGGCUUUUACUCUGCGAAUGCUUGAGGAUGGCGCCCAUCGUUACGAGCUGCUUCUGGAACUGCACGAAAGCAUGCGGAGAUUGCAACGUCAACACGAAUUGGCCUGGGUCUUCACCAAUGUGCUCACGCAUCGCUACGUCAAGCAAAAGUUUCAAGUGGAGCCCGCCUUGGGGGAUCUGCAUUCGCACUUGAUCAACGAGCGCAUCUGGUUUACGGGCAGCUCUGAGCUUCACCUGGGCAAGUCGUGGCGAACGAGUAGAUUGAUUCCUUAAUCCGAAUGAGGCUGCAUCACUUUUACUUCGUGUCGAGUGUAAGCGUUAGAAAUAGGUACAUGCGUAGUAGGAUUAAAUAUGAAGUUAUCAGAUGAAAUAUUGUUUUUCUAUAAAAUAAAAAUAUGUUUAGCAAAAGAUUAGAAUCGAAGCAUUAGCACAGGAAAGAGGAGCAGCAGCAGGAUUGGCAAACGGCAUCCUCAACCACUUGCCAUGAUGCGCUGUGGCACAGAAAACGGAUCCGCAACUAGCGCACACCCAGCCAGCUGCUGAGCACUUGCUAAAAGCUCCACCGGUCACCUCCACUCCACGAGGAGCCCGAUGCCUAUCGAUGGCGCAGCUCCAGAUUGACAGGCGAGCAACGCCUGAUUUAUGCGCGCGGCGCAGGAAUGUGGCAAAGUGUAAAAAGUGUUUACACAUACGAACGGCGACACCCAAACCAGACUGCCGAUCUCUAGCCCGCGGCCUUUUAUUAUACACUGGAAAAAUGCACUCCUUAGGCGAACAUGGAGCUCCGGGCAGCAGCUAGUCACGCAUAUGCAGCGACAACUAAUUCAAUUUCCACUUGCCAGAAGGAGGCGGCUGUUUAGCCGAGUGUGCACGCCUAAUUGGUAAUGCGAUCGGCUUUAUUGAGGCGCUGGAGUCGAAGCAGCACUUGUGGCUAUAGCUCUACCCAUAUGGCUUAGUCGCUGGAUCGGAAUCGGUGGAUGUGACUGGGCAUGGUGCUCACUGCCUGGCGGAGUUCGCUGGUGCAGUCACAGGCUAUCGCUGUCGCUCAGCGCAAAUCCCAUUACGUGCGAUCCGUUUCGAGCCAUAAACAUGUAACAGCUGCAGAGCCGAGCUCCCCUCCCAGUUUCCACCGAUCCCACCCGAUCCUAGCCGAGUUUCCUGGCUUCCAGCGGCGCAACUUGUCGCUCGAACUUAAUUGCCUCGGUUGCGCUUAUGACUUUCGUGUGCAAUGCAUCCUCAUCCACAUCCACAUCGCCGCUCUGUGACUGCAGCAUUAGAAAGUAACUCCAGCCGGCGGAUAGCUAUAGCUAUCAACAUCGGGCUCGCAUCGUCUUCGUCGUCAUUGCGGAGUUGCUGGCGCUAUUUUCGACACCGCCUGGCCCGCCAUAAAUUUCCAACUGCCCUGUAAUGCACUUGGGCCUCAAAAACUAGAAAUAGUCUGACUGAGCCGGUGGCACCGAAAAAAGUUUCCGAGAUGAUCGGAAAAAGAUUUUGCUAUCAGUAAAAAAAAACACUACAGAUUCAGAUUUGGUAUAGAUUUUAUUUUGGAAUCAUUAAAAGGCAAUGUUAAGUUUGGUCUUUAUAUCAUUGUAUUUUUUAUAUUCGUUUCUGGUAAAUCGUAAUGCCUAAUAUAUUAUUUACUACAUUA
This is a messenger RNA of Drosophila simulans, 2357 nucleotides long. Its product is annotated as DNA repair protein RAD51 homolog 3. The transcript has 8 exons. Lineage: Eukaryota; Metazoa; Arthropoda; Insecta; Diptera; Drosophilidae. Gene Ontology annotation, molecular function: crossover junction DNA endonuclease activity; ATP-dependent DNA damage sensor activity; ATP binding. The coding region runs from base 179 to 982 and encodes 267 amino acids. Gene Ontology annotation, biological process: DNA repair; reciprocal meiotic recombination; meiotic DNA recombinase assembly. Gene Ontology annotation, cellular component: Rad51B-Rad51C-Rad51D-XRCC2 complex; replication fork; Rad51C-XRCC3 complex. The record is from RefSeq and is a predicted model, not a curated record.